Molecule: messenger RNA, 1005 nt
Organism: Scomber japonicus (chub mackerel)
Lineage: Eukaryota; Metazoa; Chordata; Actinopteri; Scombriformes; Scombridae
Product: 12-(S)-hydroxy-5,8,10,14-eicosatetraenoic acid receptor-like
Exons: 2
Coding region: 1-1005 (334 amino acids)
Biological process (GO): G protein-coupled receptor signaling pathway
Cellular component (GO): membrane
Molecular function (GO): G protein-coupled receptor activity
Source: RefSeq, a predicted model, not a curated record
AUGGGGAACAACAGCUACCAACUCAUAGAAGAAUGUGAAGCCACAAACAAGACGCUGUAUAAUUUUUACGCUGCUGUCAUGAUUAUGAUUUUUAUCUUGGCUCUUCCUCUCAAUGCAUCCGUCCUCCAUCUCUUCAUAUUCAAACUCAAGUUCUGGAAAUCCAACUCCAACAAUAUCUUCCUGUUCAACCUGGUGCUGGCAGACAUCCUCCUGCUCUUCUGUCUGCCUAUAAAAGCUUACAACUACAUCCAAGGAGAGAGACGGAGCUCCAACGACGUGGUGUGCAAGGCGAUGCUCUUCAUGCUGUUUUUGAACCGAGGGGCCAGCAUCGCCUUCCUGACCGUCACCUCCAUAGAUCGGUAUUUCAACGUGGUGCAUCCCGGUCGGAAGAAUCUCUUAAAAGCCAUCAAGAAAUCUCCUCAGAUCUCGAUCAUCAUAUGGCUGCUUCUCCUGCCCCUCACCAUCCCCACCAUGCUGCAGAACUUUGACUGCUGCAACAGCCACAAGAGUGAUGAUGAUAAAAAGGACGAUGCAUUGAUCAAGGACGUGGUGGACAGUUUGCGAGAAGCCGUCUUCUUCACCCAGAUCCUCAUCCCCUUCGUCAUCCUGGUCUACUGCACGGUGCGAAUCGUCAACCGGCUGAGGAAGAAGACGGUCGGCAAUCGGACCAAGCUGAAGAGGGCCGUGUUUCUGGUCACCGCCGUCAUGGUGGUCUUCUCCUUCUGCUUCCUGCCUUGCACCAUAGCCAGGAUGAUUCUUCUGAUCGUAAGGGUCAAAGAGAUGGACGAGGUCUACCAAGAUAAAGCCGCCGUGGCUUUCGACGGCCUCAUGGUCCUCUCCUACAUCGACUGUCUAGUGGAUCCAUUGGUCUACUGCUUCUGUAGCACCAAGUUCAAAGCUCUUUACCUCUCCAAUUAUUUCCCGUUCUUGAUUAAAGGCACUCAGCUGCCGGUGGAUAGCUCAACAGAGAACACGGCGCAUCCUGUGUGUAAUACAGUCAUCUGA